Molecule: messenger RNA, 3376 nt
Organism: Mytilus trossulus (common blue mussel)
Lineage: Eukaryota; Metazoa; Mollusca; Bivalvia; Mytilida; Mytilidae
Product: antiviral innate immune response receptor RIG-I-like
Exons: 14
Coding region: 329-3376 (1015 amino acids)
Cellular component (GO): cytoplasm
Molecular function (GO): ATP binding; DNA binding; hydrolase activity
Source: RefSeq, a predicted model, not a curated record
UUUAACAAGUAACUGAUCCUAUACAUUCAUGUCCUUGUACAAUAUGUUCCGAUUGUGAACUAUUCAUUAAAAUCUAUAUCAGAUGGAAUUUUAUAUGAUGAUUCUGUAAUGUGUCUAACAGAUGACAUUUUUUAAUGAAAGAUGCACCUUCACAAUGCGGCAAUAGAUUAAGUUUACUAGCUGGGAGAGGAAUGAUUUGAACAUCUCGAACGCACUUUGACAUUUAAGUACCGUUUUGCUUAAAGGAUCCGAAUUAAACUUCCAGAGUGAUAAUUCAAACAAUAUUAUGAAUAUAUCCAAGAAAGUGUGAUGACGUUACACUGAGACAAUGUCUUCUGCUAUUGGUGCGUACGUAUCCCCUAAGACACAUUAUGCUCGGCUUGGUCAUGCUACACAGAAUUUAUUACCAAGUUUCUUACAAGAGGUUCUUCUGCAUUUUGAAAAUCCCGGUCAGAUUUAUAUCAAUUGCAGUCGAAAUAAGUUUUUAAGUCGUCGCCUCAAACCGGGAGAAUGGGCAAAACUUGGCAAUGCUGUACAGUAUGGAUACUUUGACUUUGAUAUUCCACUUAUAUAUUCUAUUCUACGAAAUCUGCAUGAUCCAAAUGCUCGACCAACCAGGGGAUGGGAACAUCCUAUCGAGCCAUGGGUUAAUGAAAUCGAAAUUGGAGAUGAUAUGGAAAGAUGUCGUAGAAUACGAAAUGAAAUUAUACACAGAGGAAAUACCAGAGUAAACGAUCAGGAAUUAAAUCAAUAUUUCUAUGUAUUCAAGACCAUUGCUGAAAGAUUAGAAAAGUUUUGUGGAAAAUGUAAUAAUGAGUUUGUGAUGGAAGUAGAUCACUUAAAAAUAUGCUGUAUGGACGAGGCUACUGAACUUAAGUAUUUAGAUGACCUUACGGAUUAUCAAGAAAAAGACAAAGAAAAUGAGUCAAAAAUAUCAGAUCUGGAACUCAAACUUAGCGCUAUAAGUCUAACAGGAUCAAGUGGAGACGUCGAAAUUAUUGAAACUCUUCAAGAUUUAAAGUGUGUCGAGGGUGUCAGCGUGACUUUACAGUGCUUACUUACCGGACCUGAGCAUCAAGCGAAAUGGUAUAAAGACGGCAAAGAAAUUCUAUUUGACAAAGAAGUUACGCGAGCACAUUUAUGUUUUCUGGAGAAGGAUAUCAAUGUUCAGGCUUACAAACUAAUUUUUCCAAGGAUUAAACAGGCGGAGAGGGGUACAUAUACGUUGCAGGUUGCAGAUCAACGGUGUGAAUGUUUCCUUGAUAUUACAGAAAGAACACCUACAUUAAUAAAUCUCCGGCAGUACCAGGAAGAACUUGCCGAGGUAGCUUUAACUGGUAAAAAUACUAUCAUAUGCGCUGGUACGAAUUCAGGAAAGACUUAUAUAGCAUUCCACAUCAUAGAAGAUCAUCUAAUAAAACAUCCUGAAGGUAAGGUUGCGUUCAUCAACAGAACCAAUAUUCUCUUGGGACAACAAUAUGAAAGAGCAUGCGGUGUAUUUUUAACUCUGUUCUAUCAGAGAAAGAUCAAUAUAUGGAAAGCAGAAGAAGAUGACAACGAUUACUUCAUCCAUAAGGUCAAAAAUUCAAGUUUAAUGUUUUUGACUCCUCAAUCAUUGAGCAAUCAUCUCACAGAGAAAGCAAAAACACCCAUUUCAAUAUCGGAGUUCACAUUGAUCAUACUUGAUGAAUGUCAUCACACUUUUGAUAACAGUAAUUAUAACGAAUUGAUGGCAUAUUAUAGAAAGGCUAAAUACGGGGAAAAGCUGUCAUCUUUGCCUCAGAUUUUGGGAUUGACAGCAUCACCAGGCACAAAGAAAGCAAAAGAUUUAAACUCUGCAAAACAUCAUUUACGUACUGUGAUGACAAAUUUAGCCGCCUCGAAACUGUCUAUUGUAAAACAUAAUGAAGAAGAACUCUUACAGUACACCACUAUUCCUGAAAAAGUAUUUAUAAGGUCCAAUCCACGCCAAGACGAUCCAUUGAAAAACAUUGUCAUACUUGCAAUGGACCAUGUAGAAAGCAUGUUCAAUUGUCGAAAAGUCUCAGGCUUUUUUAUCGAGCAUAUGAAUGAUUGCAAAGACUUGUAUGAUGCUUUAAAUAAACCACCAAAACAAAGGUCCGAAAUCCGUUAUAUCCAAUGGAUUGCAGAGACUAAAGAUAAAGUUGAGCAUGUAAUACACAAAGACCCGAAAAUACCACGUCUACUUCAUGCAUGUUUCAGACACUUAGAGCUUUACGCUGAAUGUUUGGAAGUGAAUUCUUUGCUGGAGGUUGAUCAAGUUUGUAAUGUUAUUACACAAGGAUACGCAGAUGAAUCCGCUGCAAGUCAAAAUGCAAAAACCGACGAAGAGACAGAAAUUGUCAAUAAAUUAAAAGAGGUGUUUGUUGAUAUCCGGGAGAUUGGACGACAAAUUGAAAAAAAUCCUGAUGUUAAAGCACUAAUUGAAUUACUAGAUGGGGAAUAUCACAAAUGCAAAGAAGACUCCAGAUUCCUAAUAUUUGUUAAAACUAGAGCAACAGCAAGGGCCCUCGUAGAUGUUUUACCUGAUUAUCUCAGAAGUACUUACCUGACUGGAUCACACAAAUGUAUAGCCGAGGACGGCCUACCAGCUUCUGAGCAGAAUGCUGUGCUAGAUAAAUUCAGAAAUGGUGACCACCUGUGCGUUGUUGCAACAUCAGUUGCUUCUGAGGGAUUGGAUAUUCCAUUAUGUAAUUUGAUGAUACGUUACAGAUUUAGAGCUAAUGAAAUAAGCAGCCUGCAAAUGCGAGGGAGAGUUCGUCGAAGUAGACAAGGAAAAGAAGUCCAUGUUGGCACGUUUGGAGAAUUUGAAACAGAAGAGAAAAACAUCGAGAGACAGUACUUAAUGACGAAAGCAAUUAAAGAUGUCUGUGAACUUGAUAUUGAUAUAGCUUAUGCCGAAAAAGAUGUUUAUCAAAUGGAAGAGAUGGAAAGAAACUCUAAAAUUUUGAAGAAAAAACAACGGCGACAAGCUUUAUUUAGAGUCCAUUGCAAAUACUGUGGAGUUGUAAUAUCACAUGGAACUUUUAUGCGACACAUUGAUGAGAAAUUCUUCCUCGUUUGUGAUAAAGGAGUACUUCGACGAGUUGAGCAGAGAGAAUUGCCAAAAAAGAAAAUGAGAAUAAUUGACGGUUGUCAUAAGCGUUUUAAGGCAUUUGGUCUUGAAUGCGGGCAUGACUGGGGAUCCAUUUUUAUUUAUAAAGAGUGUGAAUUUCUUGUUUUGUCACAAGAAGGCACUAAAGUGUUUGACAUUGGAAAUGAUAAAUUCACAGAUUGUCGGAAAUGGAAUGACUUACCGUUUACAAUCAAUGAGAUGACUGAUGAAGACAUUGAAUUGUAUAAAUCACAACUAUAA